Molecule: messenger RNA, 866 nt
Organism: Daucus carota subsp. sativus
Lineage: Eukaryota; Viridiplantae; Streptophyta; Magnoliopsida; Apiales; Apiaceae
Exons: 2
Coding region: 144-575 (143 amino acids)
Source: RefSeq, a predicted model, not a curated record
AGUUGUUAAAAUAAAAAUAAAAAUGGGGCAAUAUAUAUAAACGAGUUGUGAAGCUGCACUUACACCAUCUCUGAAUUAGGCGAAAUUAAAAUUAGGGUUAGGGUUCCACAUUUGCCCCAAACAAGCCUCAUCUUUUCAUUUCAAUGGCGAGCAACACAAAACAAGAAGGAAGCGCAAGUAGCGUUCCCGCAAAGAGAAAGCCAGUGUUCGUGAAAGUGAAUGAUUUGAAACCAGGCACCAAAGGCCACAAUCUCAUCGUCAAAGUCGUCUCCUCCACCACCGUUCUUGACAAAAAGUCAAUUCGGAGCUCCGGUAACACUCGUAUUGCUGAGUGUCUUAUUGCUGAUGAUACUGCCUCUAUUCUCUUCACUGCUCGUAACCAACAAGUUGACUUAAUGAAGCCUGGAACGACAGUUAUCAUACGUAAUUCUAAGAUUGACAUGUUUAAGGGUUCUAUGAGGCUAGCUGUUGACAAGUGGGGCCUCGUGGAAGUAACCGAACCUGCAAAAUUUGAUGUCAAAGAAGAUAACAAUCUCUCUCUAGUUGAGUAUGAGUUGGUUAAUGUCGAAGUGUGAUGAUCCGGAUUCCUCACCUUCAAGCUAUGUCAUUGUCUAUGCCAUAAGAUGUACUGACAUAAAGUUCUGGCACAACUGGGUUUGGUAUACCAAUAUCUCGGAGUCGUUUCUGUCUUUCAGCUGAUAAUAUGAGUAAUUGGAGUAGUUGGCAUGUAACAAUGACCCUUGUUUGAUUGUUUGCUUCUGAUACCGAAGCUAAUGAAUGAGUAGGUGACACAUCGACUUACUCUUCCUUUGAUAUUGAAUUCCUCUGUUUCCAAAUUCUAAUAAUUGGAUGUGUAAUUUUGGUUC